AUGUCGGCAAUCAAACGUUUUUUUUCAAGUCAUAAAACUUCAUCAAAUUCAAAGGUUAAUAAUAGUCAACAUCAUGAAAAUCAAACUUCACAAAAUAAAUCAUCGAAUAAUAUUAUUGUUGGUGGUGAAAAAUUAACAGUAACAAAUGAAACAGUUGAGCAAGAAGAAAUUAAAGAGAAUAUGGUUCCACCAACAUUUUCAACAACUGAAAUAUCAAUAAAGUCGGAGAGUGUUCCAUCACCAACAUCACCAGAAAAAAUGUCAUCAAAUAAUAAUGAAGAGAAAACAUCAACAAAAUCUUCAAGUUGGACAAUUGAAGAUUUUGAAAUAGGUAAUUUACUUGGACGUGGUCGAUUUGGUUAUGUUUAUUGUGGUCGUGAAAAACAAACACGUUUUGUUGUUGCACUUAAGAUAUUAUUCAAAGCUCAAUUAAAAAAUUCUAAAAUGGAACAACAAGUUAAACGUGAAAUAGAAAUUCAAUCAAAUCUUAAACAUCCAAAUAUUCUACGUCUUUAUGGAUUUUUUCAUGAUGAACAAAGAAUUUAUUUAUUACUUGAAUAUGCGCCCGGUGGUGAAUUAUAUCGACGAAUGCAAACAGAAAAAAUUUUACGUGAAAGUGAAGCUGCUGGAUACGUUUAUCAACUAUGUAAUGCUUUAAAUUAUUUACAUACAAAACGUGUUAUUCAUCGGGGUAUAUUUAUAUUAUUAUAUGAAUACAAAUAUUAUAAAUUAAUAUAUUGUAGAUAUCAAACCAGAAAAUAUUCUAAUUGGAAAAUAUGGCAUUUUAAAAUUAGACGAACGACACUUUGUGGUACAUUAGAUUAUUUACCACCUGAAAUGCUUAAUGGUAAUGGUUAUGAUGAAAAAAUUGAUCUUUGGUGUCUCGGGGUUCUUACUUAUGAAAUGAUUAUUGGUAAACCACCAUUUGAUAGUCAAACUCAACAUGAAACAAUUCGAAUGAUACGUUCAAUUGAAUUGACAUUUCCAGUAGGAACAUCAGCAGAUCUUCGUGAUUUAAUUACAAAAUUACUUCGUCGAAAUCCAGCUGAUCGAUUACCUUUGAAAGAUGUUGCACAACAUGUAUGGAUAGUUAAAAAUGCAGAUAUAGCUGCUAUUGAAGAAAGCUAUGUUAAACGAAAGAAAACAUUAAAUAGAGAAAAUUAA
Rotaria sp. Silwood1 is the source of this 1164-nucleotide messenger RNA. The record is from the annotation of a GenBank genome assembly. NCBI's taxonomy places the organism in Eukaryota, Metazoa, Rotifera, Eurotatoria, Philodinida, Philodinidae.